GGUUUUUCAUGUAUUUAUUACACGGAGAUUUAUAAUUAAUGUUGUUCAAGUACACGUACUCUUUAACAAACAACAAAUGUUGUGUACCUUACCAAAAAAAAAAAACAACAAAUGUUGUGUAAGUACAUAUUUUUUCCACAGACAACUAGCUUUUUAUGCGGGAGUUAUCUAUUUCUCCAUAGAUAAAUGGCUUUUUCUACGGGAGUAAUAAUUCGGAAUAUUAGAUGAAUCGUUCAAAAAAAAAAACGAAUUAAUGACAAAUAACCUAAAACUUAACAAAUGUCCAUGGUUAGCUUAAGGGAUUAGUAUAAUUAAUCACAGACGUAAAUAAUCAAUGAGAGGAGAGAACACUCCAACUCAAGUCAACUCUUCUUGUAUAUAUAUAGAGACAUAUUCCUCCUUGUAACGCACAGCAACAAGUACAAGAGAGAGAGAGAAAGAAUCAAAAACAUCUGUCGCGGAGAGAGAGAGAAAGAGAGAAAGAGAAAAAUGUCGAUGGCUUUGCUUUUGACAUCGCCGGCUAUGAAGCAGAAGCCGGCGGUGAUAACUUCUCCUCGCCGUGGUUCUUCUCCUUCUCGUCGUCUUCGAGUUUCUUGUGUUACCACAAACCCUGCUAGGAAGAAAAACGAAACAUGCAAUCAUUUUCGACCUAUCAAAGAAGUAAAUAACCAAUUAACACACACAAUACCACAGGAGAAGCUUGAGAUCUUCAAAUCAAUGGAAAAUUGGGCAGAACAAAAACUACUACCUUAUCUCAAACCGGUAGAAGAUUCAUGGCAACCACAAGACUUCUUACCUGCGCCAGAGAACGACGACGAAUUCUACGACCGAGUAAAAGAGAUCAGAGAAAGAACAAAAGAGAUACCUGACGAUUACUUUGUAGUUCUUGUGGGAGAUAUGAUCACAGAAGAAGCACUUCCAACGUAUCAAACGACGUUAAACACACUAGACGGUGUUAAGGAUGAAACCGGUGGGAGUUUAUCGCCGUGGGCUGUGUGGAUUAGAGCCUGGACGGCGGAGGAAAACCGUCACGGUGACUUACUCAACAAGUAUCUUUAUCUAACUGGUCGUGUUGAUAUGCGACAUGUUGAGAAGACUAUACAAUAUCUUAUUGGUUCUGGUAUGGAUUCGAAAUUUGAGAACAAUCCAUACAAUGGAUUCAUCUACACAUCAUUCCAAGAGCGAGCAACAUUCAUCUCUCACGGCAACACGGCUAGGCUAGCCACAACAUACGGCGAUGUUACCCUCGCGAAGAUCUGCGGCACAAUCGCUGCCGACGAGAAGCGACACGAGACGGCGUACACGAAGAUAGUGGAGAAGCUAUUCGAGAUCGACCCUGACGGAUCUGUUCAGGCGUUAGCGAGUAUGAUGAAGAAACGGAUCACAAUGCCGGCUCAUCUUAUGCACGACGGAAGAGAUAACGAUUUGUUUGAUCAUUACGCCGCCGUGGCGCAGCGGAUUGGAGUUUACACGGCGGCGGAUUACGCUGGGAUACUUGAGUUUCUGUUGCGGCGGUGGAAGGUGGAGAGUUUGGGAUUGGGGUUAUCAGGAGAAGGAAGGAGAGCACAGGAGUACUUGUGCACCUUGCCGCAGAGGAUCAAGAGGUUAGAGGAAAGAGCUAAUGAUAGGGUCAAACUUGUGUCAAAACCUUCUGUUUCGUUUAGCUGGGUUUUUGGUAGAGAUGUGAAACUAUAGAUAGAUAUUUAAAAUAACAAACAAACAAAAAAAAACCAAACAAAUAUAAAUAAAUAAAUUAUGUUUGUGAUCAGGUUGCAAGUUGUCACUUGUGAAUGUGAGUAACCAAACUAUAUAGUAUAUUUUAAUAAUUUUAUAUGGACA
Arabidopsis thaliana (thale cress) is the source of this 1839-nucleotide messenger RNA. Its product is annotated as Plant stearoyl-acyl-carrier-protein desaturase family protein. Gene Ontology annotation, biological process: fatty acid metabolic process. The coding region runs from base 490 to 1695 and encodes 401 amino acids. Lineage: Eukaryota; Viridiplantae; Streptophyta; Magnoliopsida; Brassicales; Brassicaceae. The transcript has 3 exons. Gene Ontology annotation, cellular component: chloroplast. The record is from RefSeq and is marked reviewed. Gene Ontology annotation, molecular function: oxidoreductase activity; stearoyl-[ACP] desaturase activity.